AUUGUAAAGCAUAUUUUAUGUAAAAAAAAUUAAAUAUUCAAUGCAGGAAACAUUAUUAAGUAUAUUUCACAUAAUUAGUGCAGAUACUUUCUGUAUAUCAUUUAAUCAUUUUUUAAAAAAUUAUUUAUAUUACUACGCCGAAAUUUGACCUAUACUAUAAAUAGAAAUACGUAAUGUUGAAUUCCCGAUUUCUUUAUCUGUUUCUUGUAAAGUUACGGGAACCCCCAAUUUGUCUGCCUGAAAACCUAUUCUUUUGCCAUUCUUUCUGUUAGUUUCAGUUUUGUAAUUCAGUUUAUUUUCACGAAGGAAUUCAAGAAUCUUUUCACAGUUCUUGAUGUAUUUUCCGAAUUUGCCGAUAAAAUAAUUUUAUUCGUGUUUUAGUUUAGCUCUUCUUUUUACAUUAAAGAUGCAUUUCAGGAGCGCUCGGCUUAGGCUUUACCAUAACAAAAGGUGAGGCAUUCAUGAUUCAUUAGUCAAUGUCAUGAGCAUUAGGAAAUUAGGAGUAAUUUUCUGAUUUCAACAGAAACCAGGUCGAAAGUUGAAAAUAAUUUUCGGCAUAAACCGAAGCGUAAACCAAAAGCUUAACGCGGCUUUCGGUCGAAACAGAAUCCGAAAUCGAAAGAUUUAAAAAAUUUAAAACUCGUUUUCGCACACGUUCUGUGCACCACGAAAAAUUACUUAACUUCUCUGGCAAUUUUUAUUUAAAUUUAAGUGGCUUUUAUACAAUUUACUCAAGGAAGGGAAUCAACCCAUCCCCCAUAAUUUUUUUUUAUUGCAGUGUCAUUUUAAAUCAUGGGUAAGCUAAAAACGUCUUAAGUCUAAGUACUUUUUAUUUUAACCAACAAAACUUAUUGUGGCCUAAACAACCCCUUUUUACUAUCCAAAUUGGUUGGGGAUUAAUUUUGAAAUGGUCAGUAUUCACUUUCCCCUUGAUUGCUAGGCCUUUUCGCUUGUCAUCACACGCACACACACACACACACACACAUCGCCAGACGCAACCAAAAAAAAAAUUAAACAUUUUUUUUUAAUCUUCACCGUGAACGGCUCUCUAAACAAUCCACAUGAGAGAAUUAAUAGUCUGUUAUCUGAAUGUUACAAAGUGUGAAACCCAGCCAUUCCAUGGAAUCCCUAGGCAAAGUGUAUAUAUAGUAAAUAGCUUACGUAUGUAUUUUUAUACUUUACCUAGGCAUUCUAUAGAAGGGCUGGAUUACGCACUUCGCCUGUAACAUUUAAAUAUAGGUAUGAAGAAAUCUAAUCAUUUUUUAAAUUUUUGUAAUGUAAUUCCAAAAUACAGAAAUCAAUUCUAUACCAAAAAUUUUAAUCUAAGCUUGCUUCCGCCUACUAUCACUAGCUCUAGGCCUAAAAUAUUUUUUUUUAAAAAAGCUAUAGUAGGUUUAUAGUAUAUAUUAUAUAGCCUAAUAAACUAAUACUUUUAUAUUAGUAUCACUACAACUCUCACAAAAGCCUAAUUUAAGCUAGUAUUUUUUUUAAGAAUAAAUUUUAACUAAUUGAUAAUGUAAUAUUUAAUACUUAGCCCGCUUAACGUGUGUCCAUACACUUACACGUGACUAAGUUGGCGUGAUAUUUAAAAAAAAAAUAUAUUGCGUUGUCAAUGAAAACAUUUAUGAGCAUGAUAUUGAUAAUGAAGAAUUUCUAUGAAUUGAUCAAUUGAAUAAGCCUUGGGAUCCCAAAUGAACAAAAAUGAGAAUUGAACAAGUAAUAAAGGUAAUGUUACCUCUCCUUAAGAUUGUUUUAUUUUUUUUUCAUAAUACUUUUUACCUUUGACUAUGAUAACAUUUAAGUUCAAGAUAAUGAUAAAACAAAAGGUAGAAUGAUUUGAAUAGACCUGGGGUAUUUUAAAAAAAUAAAACAAAAUCAUAACAUAAAUAUUACCACUCCAGCAAGACAUUGAGCAAAAAUGCAUAUCCGACUGCCGGCCGACAGACAGAGUGACAAUCUGCAAUCUGGUCGAAGACCGAAGCUCUUAAUUACUUUCGACCGAAACUGUAGAUUAACCGAAUGUUAACUUUUCUGUUUUGGCCAAAACCACGCCGAAAGGGAUCAAAUGGCGACUUUCGGCGCCGAAACCAAAAUUCGGUCGUUCUCUAUUAGAAGCAUUACAGUGAUAUUUAGUGCACCAUAUGUUCAAGGCUUGUAACGUGUCGGCUACACGGGUGGUUCCUACACAUGUUUGAUUCCUGGCGCCCUUGCCAAAUUUAGUUUUUACCUGACGCCCUGUGUUAAACUCUAACACAGCGGUUCUCAACCUGUGGGUCGCGAUACCCUUGGGGGGGGGGGGCCGCACGACCCUUUCCCCGGGGUUAGGAAGUAGCAACCAAAAUAAUUGNCGAAAUAGCAAAUACAUUAAAAUGUAAAUAAAAUAAAGGUUUGGAUAGAAUAUAUGAAUUUAAGGUGGCACAUACAGCUUCAGAAAGUGUUGUUUAGAGUACUUUAUGAAACUGUCUGAUUGUGACAACAACCUUAGCACUUUUGAUGUACUCGCUCCCCUGAGUGCUAAAACCUGGAAGAUUACAGUUUUCGGCUUCCCGCAGAUUCAUGGAAACUCUUUUGAUCAGCCGUUUCUAACCCUCUCAAGCAAAAUAAGUUCGUUUAAAAGCAAAAGAAUGAUGAAAUGUAUGUAUUUAAAAAAUAUGUUAUAUAUAUAUAUAUAUAUAUAUAUAUAUAUAUAUAUAUAUAUAUGUAUAUAAUUCUUGUAUUUUUGCUAUAAAGUUCUACUUGGAUUCUUGGCUUUACUUUCAGUGUGGAUCUCCUUGCCAUCUGGAUACAUAUACUCCUAGCAGAGUCUAACUUUUGUCUAGACUGGCGGGGAGAGCACCAGAAAAUCACCAAGUGAUCAACACGUGCAUGGCUUCAUCUCGAUAUUCUCUUGACACUUUCGUUUCGCUUUGUCUCAACACGGAAAAAUUAGGAAAAGCUUGUUCUCCAAGUUACAUUUUCGAGCCUACUUUUUCCCCCCUGAUCUGUCGCCGUAUCAAUUAGAUCCUACUGUGAUAUUUCGAAGGAAAGUGUGGUCCACACUGACUCAAAAGACACAUAUAUUCCCAUCAAUUAUUGUCUUCACGUGUGUGUGUGUGUUAUUUUUUAAAAAAUUGUUACUGAGAAUGGGAGAAAUUAAAAGAAAAAAGAAUACCCCUAAGCACAUCUUGUGGCUUAUAAAUAAACGAAGUUACAAUGCAUCUAAAGCGCCUGGUCGAAUUAGAGCCCCCAGCGUUUCACGACAUAGGGCAAGAUCGUGUAAGGCUAACGGCUUGUCUGUAGCCAAGCCCAAUACAAGGAAGCUGGGCUCCAUCAAGUAAGUCUUCUAACAGAACAUCAAUUAAAAGUAUAAUGAAUUUAAUAAAUUUGCUAGGAGAGGGUAUCGAAUUUGAAUUCAAACUUAUGAAUAAAGGAUCAUCUAUGUUUGUAUGUUUGGGCUUCAAGGGGACAAACUUAUAUGUAUUUAUGUUUAUGGAAAUAUGUAUAUAUGUACAUUCUUUAUAUAUUUUUUUUGUUCGUCCGUCGAAGAUCGACUAGGAUCAUCCGGUCAUCCGGUGACUGAUGACUUGCGCGGCUGACUUUUGUUUAAAGUGAGGAAGAGUUGCGCGGCGUCAACCUCACUCUCUCGUCCGAGCCCACCAUAUCCAGUGGCAGGACUCUACGUCAAGGCGACCAGGGAUGGGUACGGUUGUAGGAAUUGUCAUUGUAUGCGCUUUACGGGACUCCAACUCCGGGUUUGACGUCAGAGUUUCCUUCUCUUAGAUGAGUUGCCGACCAAGGUUAACGAGACUCAUCCACCCGGGGGGAUUUUUUGGCUUGACCGGCCUUUGGGUGACUGGGUGGCCGAAUGGUCUAAACUGAGCAAACCUCAAGUUGGCGGUCUGCAGUUCAAUAUUUAUAAGUAUAUAUAUAUAUAUAUAUAUAUAUAUAUAUAUAUAUAUUCAAGGCGUCAAAAAUCUCUAGUUAAAUUGUAAUAUUUUUGGGUGGCCGAAUGGUCUAAAAUGAGCAAACCUCAAGUUGGCGGUCUGCAGUUCUAUAUUUAUAAGUAUAUAUAUAUAUAUAUAUAUAUAUAUAUAUAUAUAUUCAAGGCGUCAAAAUUCUCUAGUUAAAUUGUAAUAUUUGGUUUCAUGGACUUUUCCUCGUACCAACGCGGGGUCAACGCCCUUGCGUGUUCCGACGGAGCAAAAUUGGUUUGGAAAAAAAAAGGCUAUAUGUAAGGUUCUCUCGGGCUCUUACCUGUGAUGGCCAACAUUAUCUGUUCACUUGAUUAUGUUUCCGAUAACCGUUUUUAAAAAAAUAAAUAAACAUUGUCUUAAGGAUCACAUCAAUGAAAUACACAUUUCAAAGAAAGUUAAAUUUAAAAAUGGACAGUAAAUACUGAAAAACACAACCAUUAAGAACCAGCGUAAUGCAUUCUUUAGAUAUAGAAAGAAAAAUAUUAAAUAUAAUUAUUUAAGGUCAUUCAGACAAUUAUUUUUGGAGGAAAUUUGACCUUUGAACAUACAUUUAAAACUAUCUCAGAAAUUUAAAAAUAAAAUGCAUUCAAACUCAGAAUAAAUAUUCUUUAUUAAAAAAAAAGAACUAAUCUUGAAAAAAAAAUUGCUUGAAAUUGUCGACUGACAUGAUACACAAUACAAAAACAUGUUUAGUUUCUCAACGUAGCAUGAAUAAAUAAAUAAAAUGUUACGUAAAUGAAAUGAAUUAAAUAAAUUAAGUAAACUUAUCCAAUUUGUGUACAAUUUAAAAAAAAAAUCUCAUCCCACAGAAACACACAUAACACAUCGAAAAGAUAUGACGAGGACCAUCAUGGUCAGAAAUAUCCCUCUAAACUACAGCAGCAAAGCUUGGAACAUUACAAGAGAAGUCGAUUUCGAAAGUUUGAAAAGAGGGCCUUAAAGUCUGUGAAGAAGUAUGUAUUCAUUUAUUUUUUUAAAAAUUUAUUCAAUAUGAAAUGCAACAUGUUUUUUCUCCAAUUUUUUAAAAUAUUUUUUUUAAUGAUUUUUAAAAAUUAGCAGAUUUAAGAUAGUUGCAACCAGUACAGGACUUGUUAAAUGUUCGAUGAACUUCAUAAAAGUAUUAUGAUUAGGUUUAAUCUUUAUUGGCGAUGUCCACAGAGAGGAAGGACAACUUGGGAUGUGUUCAAUAAAGCAUUUAUAUUUAUUUUACACGUAAUUAGAAAUGACAUAUUUUGUAUUUUCAUCCAUAGGUUUCACGUGAAUAACAUUAUGAAGGCAUACAUCCCAACAAUAAUAACACUUCUCAAGGAUAAUAACUACAACGAUAAAAUGAAAACAGGAGAUAGCCCGGUCAACAUGGAGGAUGUCACGUGUGCAAAACUGCGACUCGGGCAACAGGAAACGGAUCUCAGUCUCCACCGGUACUAUAGGUAUUAUAGGUUAACAAAUAGGUAUUAUAUGUUAACAAAUUAUUUCUUCAUGAUGGCGGAUAUUCCCAAAACCGAUAAAUCUCAAUUUGAAAUUGAUUCUGUACAAAAGCUCGAUGACACACACAACAAGAUGGUGUCACAGAACAAAAAAAGUCCAGAGCUGAAUCCACGGCUUGCCACUGAAGACAGCAUCAUGAGCGAACUGUGUCAUAAUCGAAAUUUUCGCUUAAGACCUCAAACCCAUAUGGUUAAUUUACUCGAGCUGGGCAGAGAAGCCCCUCCCUCAAGCGUGCAAGGAAUGGAGUGGGCUAGUUUCAAAGACGAGAGGCACAGAAUCCGCUCUUUUCUGAACUACCCCACGCGUGCUGCCAAAUCAGCGCUGGUGCUGGCCGAGGACGGCUUUGUUUACAUCGGCACCGGCAGGAAUAACGACGACACCGUCACGUGUUACUUUUGCUGUGUGAAAAUAAGAGACUGGCAUCCGUCGGAUAAUGUUUCUUACGUUCACGGAAAGAGAUCGUCCAACUGCUCCAUGGUGACACACGUUGAUUGUGAAAACAUCCCAUUGACUUCCUACGCGGAUUUUAAUUAUAUAAUGGACUUGUUGAACCCCCAAACGGACAAUUUUGAGUGCAGGGAAAUGGGUAAACCCUCAAACAUGGACGUCGACACAGACGGUGCAUCUGAUUCUGGGCGUUCACGUUGGACGCAACAGUCCGCAGAUAUUGAGACAGAUGGCGCAUCCGAGACAAGGCGGCCCCGUGUGUCUCAGCAAUCGUCAGAUAUCGAGACGGACUCUCCGCACGAUUCACAGCGUCGCAAUUUUCAUCCUGCUGGAUUGAGUACAGGACAUAAGUCCAUGUCUAAUGAGAGGAUACCCAAUCAACCAUCGGCAGCUUACGGGUUUUCUUCUGUACCCGACUCCCCUGUGAUAAUUCAGCAUCCAUCCACCCCCUUUCCAGGCACACCAGCUUCCCAGAAAAGUCAAGUACCGGUAAAUACCCCACAACCAUCACAUACUACAGCGUCAUCCCCUGUAAGCCAGAGACCCAGCACCGCAAGCCAACCCUCAGCGCCGACAGUGCCUUCAAAUGCUACACGAAAUUCUACACCAAGCGUGCCACAAACUCUCCCGGCGUCUACAAACAGCUCUGUAGCUUCGGCAACAGCCGUUGCGACAUCGACAAGCCUAAACUCAACAGCAGCAUCUACGGUCACGCCACCGUCUGCCAACCAAACCAACUCGGCAGGUGGGACGGUGACGGCACAGAGUGCCGCAGGGCAGAAAGACAAUAAAAGCGGCAAAGGCCCAACGUACGCAGAACUCGGCAUCAUGACGGAGCGACCGAAGCGACCAGAGUACGCCCUUAAGGCCAAGAGAUUCGAGACAUACACCAACUGGCCGAGACAUCAUCACCUGAAGCCCGAAGAUCUUUCGGCGGCAGGUUUUUAUUUCGCUGGUGAGUAAAUUGUUUUAUAACAACGAAAAUUUCUCCACAGUAGAUUUAUAUGCUGAAUAUCUAAACGUCUCACGCCAAGUAACUCAUUAGUAUCUAUUGUAGCGAGUACUAGAGUCCCGGAAACUAUUUUGUAUUUAUUAUAACCAGGAAACUGAUUCCUGGAAACUCUUUUGUAAGUCUUAUAUAUUGUAGCCAGGAAACUGAUUCCUGGUCUCGAUUAAUAUUUAAAUUGCCUAAUUUUAUAUUCUGACAUGUUAAUUAUUAGAUGGCAAAAUACGCCAAUGCACACAAAAUAGCCUGAGGUUAACUUUAAAAUAAAACAAGACUAAGGUUAAAUGUUUAUUAAUGUGAGUAACCAUCGCCUCAUUGAUUGCUCCCUCGGGAGCAAUAAACAAUGCAAUACAGAAAAAUGCUUUUCACUAUAAUAGUUUUGUUUCAACUUCAGUGUUGUUAACUGUUGCUAAAAAUAUGAUUCUAUAUCUUAAGGAUGUAGUGUGCAUUGUAUUUAGUGAGUUCAAGAAUUUCUAAAAAAAUAUGAUUCUAUAUCUUAAAUAUGUAGUGUGCAUUGUAUUUAGUGAGUUCAAGAAUUUCUAAAAAUAUGAUUCUAUAUCUUAAGGAUGUAGUGUGCAUUGUAUUUAGUGAUAUCAAGAUAAAAUAUUAAAAAAAUGAUGAAUUUUGAACACUGAUGCUAUUAAAAUAGACUCUGAACAUUCUAAAUAGAUUUGAAGUCACUCCGCGGCCUAAUUUUGAACACUCUAAUAAAACCAUUGAUCAACUUAACUAAAAAAAAAAAAAGAGGUUUAUUCUGGACCUGCUACUGUUUCAGCCGUACCCAGUUGACGAGACAUACUUUCCCUCCACAGGUUACGGUGACUGCGCCAGGUGUUUCUUCUGCGGCGGUGGCCUCAGGAACUGGGAGGACGAGGACGACGUCUGGGUGGAGCACGCCAGGUGGUUCCCCAAGUGCGCGUACAUCCGACAGCUGAUGGGGCCGGUGUUCGUGGAGAAGGUCCAGGAGCUGAACAAGACCAGGGACCAGGUUAGCGAAGUUCUGCACUGUCGAUACAUUGCUGUGUACUUUCUAUCGCGCUCAUAUUGCUGUGUCAUUAAUGCUAUUAUAGGUCUGGAAUCGUGUUCUUGUAGCACCAACCAGGUAUGGUCUUAUUAAAAUCACAUUAUUUUCAAAAAUCUUGCUGACGUGUUGGUAUCGGGACUUUGAAGAUAGACAUACAACAUAUUGUCAUACUUACGAAAAAAAAAAAAAGAAAACCAUUUUUUUUAACUUCUAAAUUUAUAUAAUAGUUAUUAUUUUUUCCAUUAGAUUCCAUAUGCACUGGUGAUUGAAACUAUGGGGGCUGCAGGCGCAGCUUUUAAACCAGGUAGGUUUGUCUAGGAUUACGAGCAUUACCACCCAAUGUAUACUGUAAAGCUUGUUAUAGAACAGAGUCGGUGUAUAAACAUUUAUAUAUAUAUAUAUAUAUAUAUAUAUAUAUAUAUAUAUAUAUAUAUAUAUAUAUAUAUAUAUAUAUAUAUGAUGUAAUAUAAUUUGUAUAUAAUUGCAUUAAAUUCAAAAUCCAUGAAUGCCUACCACGAGCAAUGUGUUGUAAUAAAUUCAUUCCUUAAAUGUAGUUAAAUGAUAGUUAAAUUGAUAGGAUAUUGUUUCAUUCAUAAAGGAUUUUUUUUUUUAUACUUAGUCUAACUCCCGUAUCUUAAAUUUAUAACCCUGUAAAUUUACCAGCCCCGUCUCCAUUAACGAAACAACUAAAAAUAUUUAACUCAUUCCCAAAUUUUCUAUUACCUUUAAAAUUUUGUCUAUUAAAGUUAUUCACGAUCUCGAAUGUUAAGUGAGGAAUUUCGAAUUCAUAGUCUUAUGGUGUGAAGAUUUCAAACUCUAAAAAUGAUCCUUUUUUUUUCCCCCCAGACACAAAAGAAAAUCCAUGGAUAAGGGAUCCUGCCGUAAAGACGGUGCUAGAACUCGGGUUUUACCAAGAGAAAGAUGUCUUGGAGAUUGCAGAAACCUUGAAAAAUGGAGGUGCGGAAAUCUUACGCCUUUUAUUUCAACUAUUAGAAAAAAAAAUUGAAUGCUGCCAUUUCAAAUCAUGUGCAUGGUCUGUGACCUCCUCAUUUAGUUUGGCCAUACCAUUAAGACCAUACGCCAUUUAAAAUCAUGUGGUCUGAAGUCAUCAUUUAUUUUUGCCAUACCAUUAAGACCAAACGCUGUUGAGUCGUGUAUUCAAGCUAUUGCGGCUACAAAUUUCACUCACACUUUGUGUUCCUUUCACAGCGAGCUUCCUCUCCGCUGACGUCAUCCUGCAGCGUUUGCAAGACAAACAACGGGUGCCCACCACCAAGACGACCCCAAGCAGUUCAGUGUCUAACAACGUCACCACUGUCCAAGACGAAGGUUGGUACAACACGGCUAUCUGUAAACUGUUCUUUUGAGUCCCGUAAUGUAUAAAGGGGCAGCUCUAAAUUUUUGAGGGGGGCCUUGGAACUUAACUUUUCAAAGGUUCCUUUUUAGCCAUCAGCGAGAUCUCUUUACCGUGACAGUCUGUCAGUACCACCAACGUAGAGACGUCGCGCAUCAGGUGAAAGAGCGCGCGCGCGAGAGAGAGAGAGAGAGAGAGAGAGAGAGAGCAAUCAACAUAAGCUAGUGACCCAAAUCAUUACACUCAAUGACUUAUUCAAAGGUUCUGCUCGAUGCAUGUUACAUGCCAAGUAUUACCUACAUAAACUUAAUUUUUUGCGUACGGAAUCGGGAGUCUGAUUACACUUUAAAACAGAGUAAAAUGACUCAACAGGCCCACAGUGUAAUCAAAGAUAAAAAGUAUCGAUGUUGAUAUUUGAACGUUAAUCGACUCAUGUCCAAUCAAUGAACACCGCCAUUAUCAGACACCCAUUUCAAGCUGACUGAGGACCAACCCUCGUAACCCCGUGACAACCUGUCGAUUCAGGAAGUACAAAGUCAGCUGCAGCAUACAAUCCCCAUUAGAUAUCCGGGGACUUGAUUCUUCUUAAGAUAUCAUAAAACUAACAGGGAAGUAAAAAAAAAAAAAAAGACAGAUUUUUCCUCAUGAAAUCUUACCACAGUUAAUAACGAAGUUAAACUAUAUUUGGGGGUUAGGGGUCGUCGCCAGCAACCCCUAUCAGGAAGACACAACUCUAAAUCACGUUUGGCAACGUACAAAGGUCUCCGCGGGCGGGCCCUACUGGGUUUUCGUUAUUGACAUUCGACUGGAAAUACCAGAGGUGGGUGCGAUCACGCAUGCGUGAACCCAUGCGUCAAGUCCGCUUUACAUUGUGUCAGCCGGGCUACGCGGGCUACGGUUGAACACGGCGGGACACGGUUCUGAUCUGACUUUUUAGCCGUAGCUUUCGACGUCGAAAGAGGGGAAAAAAAGAGGAGUGGUGGGAUUUACGGAUAAUCGUCACCGGGGGGGGGGGGGGGGGGGAAUCUUUAAGACGUUUGAAAAAAAUAUGUAAAAAUAAUUUGCAGAUAUUGUAAGAUGCAGUAGAAGUCUUGUCAAAGUCAAGCAUAGUUGUUAAUUGUUUUAAGUUGAGUGGUGGGAUUUACGGAUAAUCGUCACCGGGGGGGGGGGAGGGGGGGAAUCUUUAAGACGUUGGAAAAAAAUAGGUAAAAAUAAUUUGCAGAUAUUGAAAGAUGCAGUAGAAGUCUUGUCAAAGUCAAGCAUAGUUGUUAAUUGUUUUAAGUGUGUACUGUGUAAUAUAUACCUGAACGGGGAAAGAACUUGAACAAAUAGUGCAAAUAUGAAAUGAAAUGGUUUUGACUAUACCGCCGCUGAGCCCUGAAUGCCACAGACCCUGGUAGUGCACUGUUCUGGGGAAUUGCUCAUUAUGUGUUGGAUAGUGGUCGAGGGUAUAAGGGUCUUAUGGUAUGGGGGUCGUAUAGUGCAGUGGUCUUAUGGUGUAGGGGUCUUACGGUGUAGGGGUCUUGUGGUGCUUUAGUCUUAUGGUGUAGUGGCCUUAUGGUAAAGUGGUCUUAUGGUGCAGUGGCCUUAUGCUAUAGUGUUCUUAUGGUUCCGGGGUCUUAUGGUGUAGUGGUCUUAUGGUGCCGGGGUCUUAUGGUGUAGUGGUCUUAUGGUGUAGGGGUCUUAUGGUGUAGUGGACAUAUGGUAUAGUUGUCUUAAGGUAUAAGGGCCAUGUAGUGCAGUGGUCUUAUGCAAGAGGAGUCAAUUAGCAUAGUGGUCUUAUUACGUUAUAUCAGAUCCAAAAAUAUACAACAUGCGUCGACUGUUAUUGCUAAUCUUGAAUCAGACCUUUGAUUUAAAAAAAAAAAAAAAAUAUUUGGUUUAGGGCUGUUCCAAAGUUCAGCACUAUCUUUAGUACGUUCAGAUAGUUACGGUUUGUUACGAAUAUCAUAAAUUGUGCGUAAUUUAGUAUCGUAGAGACAACGCCUGGUUGUUAGGCCUAGCUAUUAACUGUAAUUCCUAUUAGUCGAAAAAGAAUUAGAAAAUCAUUGAACAACGUGACGUGGGAUGUUGAGUGUUGGUUCAUUUGCGUGUUUUCAAAAGUGUUCCCAGUUUCUAUAGUAAAGGUUUGCCCCUCCCAAGAGAUGUUUCGACGCCAUUUUGGGGUAAACAAUAGUAUUAUUCAUCUGAUAGGUUAAUGGGUAUAAAAUUCCUUUUGGCUAUUAAACGUGUGCUGACAUAUUAAAAGAAAGUAGUUCCGUUCAAGUACGUAGUUGACGGAACACGUCAUGCGUAUUUGGCAACAGCUGACUAAGCAAAGGUGUCAUUUCUAUUCUUCCCGAUUCGUAAGUUUUAGAUUUUCCGAAUUGUGUUUGCGGAUAUUCCCAGUAUGAAUUUUCCUUUUAGGUCUCAAAUUUUUAACUUUGGGUCCCUUUCAACAAUCUUUGCAAUUUCCCCAUUUUCAAUAAGAUAAAUGAUUUAAAGAAAAAAAUAGCGUAUGCGUUCAAAUGACUGUGACCACAGCCGAUACAUGGCAGCAAAUUUAGGCAUUGGUAUUGACAAUCGCAGAUUAAUACGUUUAUUUAGCAGAACUAUUAUAUUAUAUAAAGGGUAUCGUGGGGUUCCCCCCCCCCCUGAAAACAAAAUUAGACCAAAUUGAAAGAACAAAUAACUAACUGUUCCAUUCUUUUUUAAAAAAAAAAACUAUCGCUUUUAGUGGUGCACAUGUAAUUCACUAUGUUGCCCCCAUCCCAUUUUACGUUAUUAAGUACAGUAGUGCCCUGGCUGCUGGGGUAACGAUGGGCGACCAAGUAAGGUGGGCAGUGGAUGAGCCGGACAGCUAAACUUAAAACUUCUUGUAGCACAUACCAAAAUCAAGCUUAAAUAAACAAAGAACUCUACUUAAUUUUAUUUUAUUUUCAGAGGCCAUCAGGCAAAUAAAGGAGAGGAACAACCAGCUCCGCCAGCAGACCGUCUGCAAGAUUUGUAUGGACAAGGAGGUCGCCGUCGUGUUCCUGCCCUGCGGUCAUCUGGUGUCGUGUUCCGAGUGUGGUGCUGCGAUGAAAGACUGCCCAGUGUGCAGGGUCAACAUCAAGGGCGUUGUCCGCGCAUUUAUGUCGUAGGGGAGCAACCAAGGAGCAGGUGGGCCCAGUGAACGUGCACAGCAGGAAGUGUAAGCGAUGGGCAACGCCGAUGGGCAACGCCGAUGGGCAACGCCGAUGGGCAACGCCGAUGGGCAACGCCGAUGGGCAACGCGGUGGGAUCAGUUCACCACACCCAUGGCCAACUGAUACACGUCGGAAAUGAGUCGCGCUGACUGGAUGCAGGCCAUGCAUUUCAGCGCGGGUCUUCGGGAAGGUGAACUCGGGCACUUCCAAAGGGUGCCGAGGAGGGUGGGGCGCUGAGGGCGAUGACGCCACGAAGGAUUUAAGGGCCAUCACCGAUGUCAAUGAACAUAUGCAUAUUUUUUCACCGGUUUUUAUCUCAAGCAUGGAUGGGAUUCGAGUCGGUGAUUCAGUCCACUAUGAAGCGGCCAGCUGGCGUUUUUGAGCCGCAUCCAUGGAGACGGAGAAGCUGUUUCUAAACAAACAAACAAACACAAAUCAACAAACAACAACAAAAACACUAAAUUUUGCCUCAGUAAUUAGUACGCUCUUUACCGACGCCUUGAGCUUAGAUUGUGAUGCUGAAUUUUUUUUAUGCAUAAAGAUUUAGUGUUACGUUUGAGUUUCUAUGCUUACACAAAGAAUAAUGAGCCAGUGUACAAUGGAGCUACAAACACAUAUCGCUGCUUCAUUACGGUAUGCCUUAAACAUGAGGAAAAUAGGUUGUUGUCUUUAAUAAUUGAUUUUGUUUUCGGAUGGUGAUGAAAUAAAGAGGGAGAGAGAGAAAGAGAGGGCGGCUUUCACCAAAUAAAUGAAAUAGCGAAACGAGCUAUGUGGAAGCUUGAAAUAAGAUAACAGGACAAAAAACAAGGACGUUUCGGCAUAAAGCCUUCCUCAGCCAACAAUAGAAAUGAAAAUAUAACAAAGAAAAGAGCACAGUAGACAACUCGUGCAGUAUUCAUUCGUCUCUCCGGAAGUGGGAAAACAGGAAGCGAGAGAAUAUAAAUAUUGACACUGUGAAAAAUAAAGUCCACAAUAAUAAUGGACCAGAAUAUCCAGGGAUACAUCAACAAACAGUCAAUAAGAAAAUAGAUGAAAUAUAGGGAAACAGAGAAACGUCAGUAGGAUAUUAUUUGAUUAAUACCAUAUGGAGAUAUGGUGCCAAACAGCUGAAUAAAUUUAUUUUCCAUUUUAACCCUAUCUGGUGUGUUACUGCAUGAAAUCAGUGCCGUAAUGGUUACAUCCAAUGCACCUUUAUGUUCUUUUUGGUUGAAAUGAGAAGAGACCGGGGAAGGUUUACAUUGCUCAAUAUCCCUUAGAUGUUCAGUAAACCUAUCAGCAAAUCUUCUCCCAGUUUCCCCUAUGUAACUAGAUUGGCAUCUACGGCAAACAAUCGCAAAUAUUACAUUUCUGCUGACACAGGUGAAACCCUCUUUAAUGCACUAGAUCGCAUCAGCACGAUCACACGAAAAGAGGCUUUCAAAACUCAAAAAGAACAU
Messenger RNA from Lymnaea stagnalis (great pond snail), 13875 nucleotides. The record is from the annotation of a GenBank genome assembly. Lineage: Eukaryota; Metazoa; Mollusca; Gastropoda; Lymnaeidae.